ACCAUCUGAAUCGAAGAUGAGGAAGAGGAGAACUAACCAAAUCGAAGAGGAGGAAGAUGAAGAACUAAGCUCUCAGCUCCCAAAUCAAAGACAGUGAAGAGAACCAAUCAAAUCGAAGAGGAAGAAGAUGAAGAUGAGACUUCAGUUUCCGUUUAAUCCUCAAAUUUCAUUCUCCACUCCCUGGCUUUUGCCCUUUGUUGGGUUCCUCCCCUCUUCAAAUAUCCUGCAAACCCACUCUUCCCCUCAUUAUUAAAUCUUCUUUAACCGGCGAUGUCCCUUCAUUUCUCUUCUCCACCCAUCUUUCCCUCCAUCAUAAACAAUGGUCAGACCUCUUCAUGACGCCGAGUCCUUUGUUGUUGGAUCCACGGAGACGAACAUUAGUGACGAAGACGAGUUCUUUUUGGAUUUCAAUCGUCGAUUCUCUCGCUCCUCGAGUUAGAAACUCUCUGUGCCGAGUUCAGAGUCAAUAGAAAAAAUAAAGCAAGUUUAGUUUGGAUGAAACUCACCAAAUCGAUGCCGGGAAAACAACUUUGGCAUAGAAAGAAGAAUUCUACAGAGAUGCAAGGCGACACAGGAAUAGAAAGUGAAGUUAGCAACCGGUCCUCUAGGGAAAGUAUGAGGGUCAGAGCGAGAGGAGCGGCGACAAGGGAAGUCAGCGGCACCAGACAGCGGCAGGGGAACAGGCGGUGGAUUCCGGGAUUAGAUCACAGGCUUGUAAGACAGACAAAGACAUUCUUCUUUUACAAUUUUUCAGAAAAUUGUGAGGAGAAAGAGUUAUGGUACCGAUUUCAGAGAUGUGGAAAAGUGGUAGAUGUGUACGUACCAAAGAAGCGCGACAAGUGGGGGAAGAGAUUUGGAUUUCUGCGUAUGGUAGGUGUGCAGAACGAGAAUCAGAUGGUGAGAAGACUGAAUGAUAUCUGGUUGGGUUCAUACAAGUUGCGAGUGAAGAUAGCAGAGGAACGAAGUAACGCAAGAGUAAAAGUUGAAGUUAUGGGAGACAGAAAACAGCAUAGGGAGGAUAGGUUGGUACAGCCAGGAAAAUCAUAUGCCCAGGUGGUAAAGGGGAGGACACAGAGUUUACAACGCUUGCCGGAUGGUAUAGGAUCGCUGGAAGGGGAAGACAGGGGCAUCAACCAAAUGGAAAAGGAACCAACUCAGGCGAGGCAAAGGAACAGGAGGGAGGAAGUGGCAUCCUGUGAUAUACUAGAUGGCAAAAAUUGUAUGGUGGAGAAUAGAAUGGUGAAUCCUCACGAGGAAAUCAUGAAAUUCACACCAGAGCAGGAAGAGAACCAGUGGCUUGAAGGGGGUUUUGUGGCGGUUGUGAAAUCACUAACACUAGUAAAAGAAGUGCAACAGAGAAUUGAUGUGGAUGGAGGUUUAAUCAAGAUCUCACCAUUAGGGGGAAGGAGGGUGUUACUAACUGAACACCGGGGUCUAUUCUUGAAUUUAUGAACCACAACAAGGAACUAAUUGCUUUGUGGUUUGAAGACAUUCAAUCAUGGGAGAAGCAAGUUCAGGAUCGAAGCAGAAUGGCAUGGCUACGUAUUACUGGUAUCCCCUUGAAGGCCUGGAGCGAUAGAUGCUUUAA
Molecule: messenger RNA, 1588 nt
Organism: Rubroshorea leprosula
Lineage: Eukaryota; Viridiplantae; Streptophyta; Magnoliopsida; Malvales; Dipterocarpaceae
Source: the annotation of a GenBank genome assembly